Molecule: messenger RNA, 1412 nt
Organism: Saccoglossus kowalevskii
Lineage: Eukaryota; Metazoa; Hemichordata; Enteropneusta; Harrimaniidae
Product: sulfotransferase 1A1-like
Molecular function (GO): sulfotransferase activity
Source: RefSeq, a predicted model, not a curated record
AUAGGUACGACAUGGACUUUGGAACUCACACAAUUAAUAAUGAAUGACGGCGAUCCGACGUUUACCGAAUCAGCCCAUCAUAAUGAUCGAAUACCUUUUCUAGAAUAUAAAUAUGACGAGUUUCCUCAGUGGGAAGGACUGGGAAUACUGAAAAAAUUGAAAUCUCCAAGACUAAUAAAAUCACAUUUACCAGUCAGUCUCUUCCCUAAAUCAGCUUUAUACAAAGGUUGUAAGGUAAUUUAUGUCGCCCGGAAUCCAAAAGAUGUGGUUGUCUCCUAUUAUCAUUUUUAUAAGACAACAGUCGAAUUUGGAGAAUAUGGCGGUGAUUUCCACGACUUCCUCAAGCAGUUUAUGAACGGCAAAGUGCAUUAUGGGGAUUGGUUUACUUACAUGCUUGAAUGGUGGAAAUAUAUCGCAGAUAAUGAUAUAUUAUUUUUGAAGUACGAAGAUAUGAAGAAGGAUCCAAGAUUGGCGACUGUGAAAAUUGCAAACUACCUUAACCGCAACCUGAGUGAUGAAGUCAUCGACAAAAUAACGGAAUAUUGUUCUUUUAAGAAAAUGAAGAAACACGUGACAAAUGAAAAUAAUGAGGGGAAUUACAUGCGAAAAGGAGUUAUUGGUGACUGGAAAAAACAUUUCACUGUAGCCGAAAAUGAGGCUUUUGAGAAGAUUUACAAUGAAAGAAUGGAGGGUUCUGGUUUAAAGUUCGAUUGGUGAAACUGUACACUGUAGACACGUCGUCUCUUUUAUUUUACAAUGUUUUGCUAAAAUGUAUACUCCCUUUGUAUUUGACACUAACAUCCAUCUUUACAAAAUUUAUUUAAGUUUAAUCCUUGAGGUACCACCCUGGCAUUGUGAUAGUGUGGCCAGUAUCUCUAGAUCAAAUUGAUAGCAAAAACAUACGCAGUCCGUCUCUCUGGAAACUUCUCAAUGCAAGUUAUGUGACUGAAUACAGUGGGGGAAACUGACAUAUUGAUAUUAUUGUGUAAAAAAGUACAACUAUGAAAAGAAAAGUUCGGGAUAUGUUUAACUUUAUUUUUAUUCAAGUUUCUUCAAUUAAAAAAAUAUUCACGUCACCAAAAUAAUCAAGGUUAUUCAAAAUUGUCUAAUUAAAGUACUUGUGCACAAGAAUCACGAUGAAGCAAUAAUUACACCACUAUAUAAUGCCAAGAUGAUUGGUGCACUUGGUAUAUCCGAGAAAUAUAGAUCAGCCAUGCUGUUUUUUGUACUAAGACACCAUACUGAACAAAAUGUGAUUUCCUCAUCUCCCUGGUAACCAAGCACGUUCUAGUAUGUGACUAUUGCAUCGCAACACAUCACAUCGCUCAGUGUUAAUAUGAUAAGUCACCCGUCCUUGCUAUGUCAAAAAAGAUUUACUUAUUUAGACACGUACGUUAUGGUACUUGUAUUCC